GUUUAAUCCGCCCUCUUUUGCUUUUCUUAAGGAACUGGAAAUGACAAGCCUCGAGUCUGUUGUUGGUUAAAACACAGCUGUGUUGGAGCUACAUAAGCAUAAUAAAGCAUCAACCUACAGACAUAUUAGCAGGCUAUUAGUAAACUUGCAAGCAUUCUGUUGAGCUGCUCUGACUCGUCUGCCAGCGUUAAAGCAGGAUAACCGGCUGUGGAAUGGCUUUGCUGACCUUGCACAGAACGCCAUCUAUUUCCACGACACCGGAUGAGCUUAUUCCAAGAAGAGGACGACUUCAGAAAAGAGAAAGUUUUGCCCUGGUUAAGGGGGCAGUGCUCCUGGUGGAAGAGGGAGAGAGGGAGGGAUUGCAUGAAGAAACCGUACCCUCUCUGCUAGGUCCUAGGCAAGGAGGCCGAGCGUCUGACACUCAGCGCAGACAUUUGCAUGCAAUGAUUUCGUUACUACGACCUGAAGACACUGUCAAACUGGCUGUGCGUUUGGAGUCAGUGAGCCUAGUCAGAGUGAGGUAUUUGCUUAUAGUCGGCACGCUUAACAAAAAACAGGAGAGUCUACUACUUGGCAUGGACUUCCCAGGGUCAAACAGUGAUGAGUGCACUAUUGGACUUGUCUUGCCAAUAUGGAGUGACACACAGGUUUACCUUGAUGGAGAUGGAGGUUUCAGUGUGACAUCUGCAGAAGUGACACGAAUCUUUAAGCCUGUGUCCAUUCAGACGAUGUGGUCAGUGUUGCAGGCGCUGCAUGGCUGCUGUGAACGGGCCGUGCACGGGGCUGUCAUACCAGGCUGCGGGCUGGAGUGGGCACAACAUUACAGAGAGAACGUGGAAUCUGACCAGCACUGCCUUAAUGAAUGGGCGGCCAUGACUGGCCUGGAGUCAGUCAGGAGGGACACAGGAGCACGUUCAUCGUUGAAUCGCGAGUCAGUGGAGAAGGAGAUCAAGGCCCAACUUCGAGAUAUCAUGAGGACUGAGGACUUGGAAAAUAUUACCUCAAAGCAGGUGCGAACAGCCCUGGAGUCCAGAAUAGGCAUAGACAUGAAGGACUACAAAGAGUAUAUUGACAAUGAGAUGAUGGUCACAAUGGCACAGAUGGACAAACCUUCCAGAAUCUUGGACUACCUUUACUUGGGGUCCGAAUGGAAUGCUGCCAACUUUGAAGAACUACAGAAGAACAAUGUGGGCUACAUCCUCAAUGUUACCAAGGAGAUUGACAACUUUUUCCCAGAAUCCUUCACCUAUAUGAAUAUUAGAGUUUACGAUGUGGAAGCGACCGACCUACUCUCAUACUGGAACAACACAUACAUGUUCAUCAGUGAAGCAAGGAAGAGUGGGCAGGCCACACUGGUGCAUUGCAAGAUGGGCGUCUCUCGCUCUGCCUCCACAGUAAUUGCUUACCUGAUGAAGCAGCAGGGCUGGACAUUAGACCAAGCCCUCAACCACGUGAGAGAAAGACGGUCUAUAGUGCAGCCCAAUGAAGGUUUCCUCAAACAGCUGCAUACGUACAGUGGCAUCCUCAAUGCCAGUAAACAGCGCCACAGUGCCCUCUGGAGGAAGAAGUCCAAACCAGAAGUCCGCCAGCCAUCUGUCCACAACGAAGCAGCCACAGGGAGUGAACAGGAACAGAAAGAGGAAGACUCGGAGAGCCCAGAAGAGGAAAGCAGUUACGAGGAGGAGGAAACGGAUGUCUUUGAUGAGCAUCUGGAUGAGAGUGUUCCCGACACGUCUGGGGCAGAUACAGCUACAGCUACAUCCAACCCACUUAUUACUGUACAAGAAAGUGAUAAGGUGUCAUCUAGCCCCAGCAGAAGUGGCAGGAUGGAUUUGUUCUCUCUUAUGCAGUCUAUUCAGCUUGACGAUGAGGACAGAGGCCUAGAUAAAGAGAUCACUGUCUGUCAGAGACUUUCUCCUGCGCAACGAAGGCGGAGUCAUGGAAGAAGAGGCUUGACUUAUCAGAGAGCGCAUGUUGAUGUUUCUCCUGAACCAAGCAGCAGACAGUCACAGAACACAAACCAGGAUGAAGCUGGUCUCUGAAGCACUUUAACAAAGGGGCCGUGUUAAGAAAUAUGGAGAAAGAGGAAUAUUAAAAGUGAAAAGGUGAGGAAAAAGAACACAAACAGUGAUGCUAAUAUAAGAGACACUCUUGCACAAGUCUUAUCCUUCUGAUUGUAUCAUUCCAAGUUCUUUGAGGAGUCAUCGCAGAAUAAAAUUAGGGAAUGUAUUCAUAUAGUAAUUUCACUUGGAGGCAACACAUAAAAGCACAUGGUUACAUAUCAGUGGAUAUCGCACUAAUUUUUCCCUCACCUGUCCAUCUAGCCCAAAACCUAUUAAACUGUGGUCAGUUUAGGUGGAUUGUU
This is a messenger RNA of Sinocyclocheilus rhinocerous, 2365 nucleotides long. Its product is annotated as protein phosphatase Slingshot homolog 3-like. Lineage: Eukaryota; Metazoa; Chordata; Actinopteri; Cypriniformes; Cyprinidae. Gene Ontology annotation, molecular function: actin binding; phosphatase activity. The transcript has 16 exons. The record is from RefSeq and is a predicted model, not a curated record. Gene Ontology annotation, biological process: negative regulation of actin filament polymerization; protein dephosphorylation. The coding region runs from base 213 to 2042 and encodes 609 amino acids.